AUGGCUGCUGUCGGCGCGAAGGCGGUGCCGCCCACUCUGCUGUCGCUGUGCCUGCAAGCGGUCGCCGCACAUCUCACCGCCGACGCAGCAGGCGCGGGUCGAUCUGGUGGUCGCGGUGCUCAUUUCGACGGGCUCGUCCAGGAGCACGAGGAGGAGGAGGAGGAGGAGGAUGGCGGCCACCUCGCGCCGGAGCAGGUCGCGGAGGCGCUGCCUUGGGAGCUUCUCCAUCAGCUGGCGUCUUCUCUGCCGCCGUUCGCUCUCGAACUGCUCCAUCACGGCGCCCAUGCCCGAUGCUGCUCUUCCACUUCCCUUACGGAUCGAUCCGGAGAGCCGGACGGCAAUAGACGUGGGACUAAACGUUCAAGGUGUGAAGACUUCAACACUGCAUGGCAGGCAUUGUUCGAAUUUCGCUGGCCCCUCCAUGAUAACACUGGACAUGAUGACUUGGUUACUGUAGAUUGGCAGCAGCGAUACUGGGAAAAGCAUUUGCAAGAGUGCCUGGAUGAAGCUGCCGAGGCUGCGUUGCUUCCUUUAUUUCGUGGUAGUAUUGGUGAGCUAAGUAUGUCAGAUAAAAUCAUGAGUUCCGUUUACCUCAGUGAGAACAUAGCCCAACAGUAUUCCAGACUGUCAUAUCAUUGGACCAUACUUGGAUCUUAUGCAAGGUGCUUGAGAUUUCAAAAUGUGCUUUGCACAGCCGAAGUUUGUGACAUGUUGCAACAUAGCAGGCUAGAAACGUUGGUGUUCGUAAGAGUCAUAUCAGAGCUUGAGGUAAAUGGUGUAUGCCUGCUUCUGAGCUGCCAUGCAAAGACACUAUUAUCUCUUGAAUUUAUCCACUGCCAGCUUUAUCCUGCAGUCAUGGAUAAAGUUUGCACUAGUCUUCGCCAGCCAGGAUCCCAAAACUACAAGAUCCAGUCCUUUAGUAUUAAAUCAUCUCGCAUUGAUGAAAGCAAGUCUCUAACCACCUCUGCUGGUCUAUUAAAUCUUCUGUCAUAUGCAAAGUCGCUGCAGUUGCUGUCAUUUAAUGAUGUUAAGAUGCAGCCAUCAUUUGCUAAGAUGAUUAUUCAUACUCUCCUUGAAUCUUCCUCUGGUUUACAAACGCUUGACUUGUCAGAAAACAAUCUUGCAGGCUGGCGUUCUACUGUAGACAGAAGUUCUACAAGUUUCUCAUCAGCACUGAAGUCAAAUACAUCCUUGAACUCCUUGACUGUUCUUAACCUAAGGGGAAACAAUUUGCAGGAGGGGGACAUGGAGUAUAUAUGCAAUAUUCUAGCAAAGAUGUCUAAUUUGAGAAGUUUAGAUAUAAGUGACAAUCCAAUCACUGAUGAGGGUAUCAGAUACCUUAUUCCUUUCUUUGAAUUAGCUCUUCAAAGGGGGAAUCCAAUUCGGAAAUUAAGAGCAGAGAACUGCGAUUUGUCCAGUAUUGGUGUGACUAAACUUCUUGAGUGCCUCACACCGAUUGAUAAACCACUUGAUAUGCUGUCUAUAGCAGAUAAUCAUCUUGGGAGUUCUGUGGCAGCUACAUUAGUAAAAUUCCUGGGUUCACAUGUAAGGGAGCUCAAUGUUGAAGACAUCGGCCUAGGACCACUAGGCUUCCAAAUACUUGAGAAAGCAUUGCCAAGGAAAGUAAAUCUCUCCCACAUCAACAUCAGUAAGAACCGUGGUGGGAUGGGUACUGCGCACUUCAUUUCCAGGCUGAUACUGCAAGCGUCAAACCUUGUAUCAGUCGAUGCAGGAUCUAACCUUUUACCUCCUGAAUCGUUGGAAGUGAUUUGUAAUGCAUUGAAGCAAACAACAUGUAACUUGACGCGAAUAGACCUGAUGGGCAACCUGCAAUUGUCAAGUGCUAUCUUCCCUGCAGUCUUUGAGUUCAAGAAGCGCGGAAAGCCAAUCCUGCUUGUUCCGUCGCAGCAAGGUAGCUGUGCUCCCUAUGAUGCCGACCCGUAA
Triticum turgidum subsp. durum (durum wheat) is the source of this 1944-nucleotide messenger RNA. The record is from the annotation of a GenBank genome assembly. Lineage: Eukaryota; Viridiplantae; Streptophyta; Magnoliopsida; Poales; Poaceae.